Messenger RNA from Ceratosolen solmsi marchali, 1966 nucleotides. Its product is annotated as dnaJ protein homolog 1. The record is from RefSeq and is a predicted model, not a curated record. The transcript has 2 exons. Gene Ontology annotation, molecular function: protein-folding chaperone binding. Bases 809 to 1888 code for a protein of 359 amino acids. Gene Ontology annotation, cellular component: cytosol. Lineage: Eukaryota; Metazoa; Arthropoda; Insecta; Hymenoptera; Agaonidae.
UCCUCUGCGGCCCUAACGCGAGUCACGGGCCUCGCGUGCGAAAAGACCCUCGGCGCUGUCCGACGGAGGACGCGCAACGCCACGACGAGAGUACGGGAGCGCGAGAGGUCGGUUCGAUUAGAAAGUUCGAGCGCGGCGAGAGAGCGACGCUGUCUUCGAGGCACUUCUCGAAACUUCCGGAAAGCGCGAGAGUCGACGUUUGUAUAUAUGGGCCGUUCGACCUACGCGGCCUCUUAGUACAACAGAAGACGUGAGUCUGUGAGCAUCGGUACGGACUUGGGUCGAGAGGGAGAGCGAGAGAGCGAGAGACGACAGGCACGGGGCACGUCAUCUCGGUGGAGAAUUCUUUUUAAACGGCAGCGCACUUCCUCCCCUGGCAUUGUCGGAGGAGUGGACGAGCGAGUCGAGACAGUAUAACGGACAAAGUAAGUGCGAUGGAAAAGGGCGGAACGGAGGAGGAGACGCAGAAUGUAGUUAGAAAAGUCAGUGCGUGGCCGCGCAUUUUCGUGAGGAGAGUCGAGGAUGGCCCGAGGAGAGCGAAAUCGAGGCUUGGGCGGGUUGUUGACUGACAUUCGUCGGUCCCCGUCCCUCUUAACCAGGAUUCCUGGGGGCUUUCCGUAUGCUCGAAGCGGGCCGCUGCCUCUCGACCUUCCCGAACGUUCUCUUGAGCGGCAAUUAUAAACGCGAGAAACAGGAUCGGCUGCUCUCGUUGACGCGACUCGGAGAUCGACGGCCCGCGCCUCUUCGCCUCGGUGUAUUCAUCAUUUCCCGAAAUAGCGGGCAAAAUAAGGCGCGAAGCUAAGUAGCAAUGGGAAAGGAUUACUACAAAAUACUUGGUAUUAUCAAGGGCGCCAGCGACGACGAGAUUAAGAAGGCCUACCGGAAGCUCGCGCUCAAGUACCAUCCGGAUAAGAAUCGGGCUGCCGGGGCCGAGGAGAAGUUCAAGGAGAUCGCCGAAGCAUACGAGGUCCUUUCGGACUCGAAAAAGCGCGAGGUCUACGACAAGUUCGGUGAAGAGGGACUGAAGGGUGGCGCGGGUGGGGGACCAGGAAGAGCCGGAGGCCUCGGCAGCGGGACCACGUACACCUUCCACGGAGAUCCGCGUGCCACCUUUGCCCAGUUCUUCGGGACAUCCUCGCCCUUCGAAACGUUCUUCGAGUACGCAGGUCCGGGAGGUGGCGUUAAUCGUAUGUUCUUCAACGACGACGACAUGGAGACCGACGACCCCUUUGGCCUCGGCCAGAGCAUGAGACAAGGCUCGGUCGGGCCCGGGGGCGCCUUCCGCUCGCACAGCUUCAACUUCGCGGGACCGACGGGUCGCGUCUCCAGCAAAGGACGGACCCAGGAUCCGGCAAUCGAGUACGACCUCUACGUGAGCCUCGAGGACAUCCUUAAAGGCUGCACGAAGAAAAUGAAGAUCUCGAAGUGGGCCUUGCAACCGGAUGGGACGACGAAGAAGGAGGACAAGGUGUUAACGAUCAAUGUGAAACCAGGCUGGAAGGCUGGAACGAAGAUCACGUUUCAGAAGGAGGGGGACCAGGGCCGCGGCAAGGUACCCGCGGACAUUGUCUUCAUAAUUCGAGACAAGCCCCAUCCUCUGUUUAGGCGAGAGGGCAGCGAUAUUAAGUAUACGUGUAAGCUGAGCAUCAAGCAAGCGCUGUGCGGCACGAUAGUCAACGUGCCGACCCUCACCGACGAGAAGAUCACCCUCAACCUCAAGAAGGAGAUCGUCAAACCGACACUCGUGAAGAGGAUUAGCAACUACGGGCUGCCCUUCCCCAAGGAGCACUCGAGGAAGGGCGACCUCGUUGUCUCAUUCGACAUUAUUUUCCCGGACUCGCUGACGAAAAAUGCCAAGGAUAUAUUGUUCGAUACGCUGCCGAAUUGAGGAGCCGGUGAGGGCCAAGACGCGAUAGCGUGAGCCUACGACAAGAGGGGUGGGGAAGGGAGUUGGUUGCUUGAUGGG